This is a messenger RNA of Hyla sarda, 6261 nucleotides long. RefSeq names its product cyclin-dependent kinase inhibitor 1-like. Bases 20 to 550 code for a protein of 176 amino acids. Gene Ontology annotation, molecular function: cyclin-dependent protein serine/threonine kinase inhibitor activity. Gene Ontology annotation, cellular component: nucleus. Gene Ontology annotation, biological process: regulation of mitotic cell cycle; signal transduction by p53 class mediator. The transcript has 3 exons. NCBI's taxonomy places the organism in Eukaryota, Metazoa, Chordata, Amphibia, Anura, Hylidae. The record is from RefSeq and is a predicted model, not a curated record.
GCUGCAGCUUUCCGUGAAGAUGCCUGGCUGCUGCUGCUUCUGCGGGUCUUCAGUGUCUGUAUGCCUUGGGAUGGAGAAGUCUGAUGGUGGCCAUGAGAUGGAUCUUGCGGAGAGGCAGCGAUGUGCUGCAAGGGAAACAGCGGGUCCCCCACAUGUGAGAAAUAUGUUUUCUGCCAGAGCUAUCCUACAAGCCAAUGGUGGUAGUGAAAAGGUUUGUCGGAACCUGUUUGGAGAAGUGGAUCAUGAACAGCUUAAAAAGUAUUAUGAGACAGAGAUGAGCAAUGCUUUGAAAGAAGCCGAACGCACAUGGAACUUUGACUUUGUGAGAGAGAGUCCAUUGGAGGGGGAUUAUUUGUGGGAGAAAGUGGAAGACUCACACCAGGAGACUGCAGUAGAGGAUGGGGACACCAGGCCUAGCCUUUUGUCGGUCCAGGAACUUGGAAGUACCGAAUCAAAUUGUUGCAAGCGAAAGCAAUCGCUUAUUACCGAUUACUAUCAAGUGAAACGCCGCUGUUCUCCGCUUCCUUCACCAAGUCGGUGUAGCCCGUGAUUGGCUUUGUUCCAGAUUACACAUAUGUUGUUUUCCAAGAGUCCUUCCUCAAGACAAGUCAAAACUUUCCAUACAAGAAUCUCAGUUUCAGGAAGUAAAUCUUUACUUUGAAGAUCCAUAGACAUAUUCUUGAAUGUAAGAAAGGUGGAAAUGUUGAAGAAGCACUUCAUAAGAGCCCCAGAGAGCAAUUAACUACAUUAAUUGCCUUAGCAACAACAUUUCGAGAAGGAGUCUCUUAUUUUUGUAUGUAUGAAGAAAUUCUCCAUGAGGAAAUAAUAUAUAUAUAUAUAUAUAUAUAUAUAUAUAUAUAUAUAUAUAUACUGUAUAUAUGUAUGAAAACACUGAGGGGCAUGGGCAGUGUCAGAAGCUUUUUGUUUUUAGGGGGACUGGAAAAACUGCCAUUAUUUUGUGUUGGCUCAGAAAACUGUUCAAUGAAGGUGCCAUAUGAUCACACAGCAUAGAAGAGAAAACGGCUUGGAGCACUCACCUCGGACACCAGGUAUAUAGUGCAGGAAUAGCUUUAUUCACAUUACAGCUGGAAAUACAUAGCAGGGAGGUAGGGAGAUGGAACACAUGUGGGUAGGUUCGGCCGGUGGGCGACGGUCCAUAUCGCGCACUUGCGCUUCGUCAGGCCCCUCAGGGAGGUAGGGAGAUGGAACAGCAGGGAGGUAGGGAGAUGGAACACAUGAGGGUAUUUUCAGCCGGUGGGAGACGGUCCGUAUCGCGCACUUGCGCUUCGUCAGGCCCCACAGGGGCUUGACGAAGUGCAAGUGCGUGAUACGGACUGUCUCCCACCGGCUGAACCUACCCGCAUGUGUUCCAUCUCCCUACCUCCCUGCUACGUUUUUCCAGCCGUAAUGUGAAUAAAGCUAUUUCUGCACUAUAUACCUGGUGUCCGAGGUGAGUGCUCCGAGCCGUUUUUCUUCUAUGCUGUGUGAUCAUUAUCUAUGCUCUGCUGCAAUUGAGAAGCACCACACGCGGACACACACAGUGAAGAGGCUGCAUGUUUCCUGUAUGCUAACAGGUUAAUCCUCAGAGGUUUAGUGGAUCGGGACAGUGCCAGGCCAUCUACUCUACAUGAUAGACUUGUGAUAAGGUGCCAUAUACUAUGUCAUCAUGUUUCUAUUUUUUUCCCUACUUAGUCUCGAAGUUGUACUUUCUGGAAAGGGGCGAUUUGAAAUUCUACAUCCUGAAGAUUAGCAUUGUAGUUAUUUAGGGCGGAGCCACUAUUGGAAAUCACAUUGUGGUUAUGGUGUAUUGAAGUCAGUGGAGCUAAAAGUCAUCAAAAUACGAGAUAGGAACAUUGUGUCUCUGUAUGACAUAGAAUUUGAGAAUUCAGUUCUCUCUUUCCUGUUUGCAAUUUGGACAGUGAAGGACGUGUGUGCAAAUUAACAACGUCAGUACCACACUAAAGGAACGUUCAUACUGGUGUGAUGGAUCUGUUUACGCAUCCUUCAGUGGCUCUUGAAGGGGGUGGAUACUUCUUACAAAGAGAUAGCUAUAGUAAAGAGUCUUGUAAGCAAUGCUACAUAGGAAAAAGUAUGCAAAAUAGAUCUCCUUCAAAAGGAAGAAAACUGUCUCUAGUGCCACCUAUAGGUAGCUACAUUGAAAGUCAAUAUCUAAAUUAUUAGGCUGCGUUCACACGGCCGUUUAGACCCUUCCCGUUCUUCUCCCGUCAAAAAUAAAAACGGACUUUAAGACUUUAAAAAAUAAACGGACAAUAACGGAUGCAAAUGGAUGUUAUCUGUUUGGAUCCGUUAUUGUUCAGUUAAUCAACCCCCCAAAAAAAAAUUUUGUGCUGAGCAUGCUCAGAAGUAAAAAUGGAUCAAAAAACUGAUUGAAAAAACGGUUGCAAACGGAUGACAUUAAAGGCUCAUCCGUUUUCCAUAGACUUCAAUGUUAAAUUUACUGUAUCUGUUUUUUUUUCCAUUCUUUUUGACGGAAGAAAAAAUACUGCAUGUGCCGUUUUUUUCUGCCGUCAAAAAAAGGAAAUGAGUACAGACUGGUACAAACGGAUGUAAACAGAUUGUAAAAAAAUCCCAUUGACAUGAAUGGGAUUUUUUUUUUAAACGUUUUUAAUCCGUUUACAGCUUGCAAGAACAGAACCGAAACAGGGCUAAAAAAAAAGCGGGGACAGACAGCCGUGUGAACGCACCCUUAGCCUUAUAACAUAACUAGGGGUAUAGGUGGCACUAGAGGGACAGUCCUCUUUAUUCCAUAGCAGAGGUAACUUCCAUACACCCGCAGACCCUCAGAGCCACUGAAGCCCCGAUCUCAUCACACUGCACAGUAUGAACCAUAAGACAAUGGCACCCAUAAAAACCACUCCAAAGAAACAAGCAGCACAUCCGAAAAUCCAAAAGAACUUUAUUACUUUACAGUUCUUAACUGGAUUCUUUUUCAUACUUCUUUUUGUAUUUUGCAGGGUGGGCUUUAACCUUCUGAUGGCUUUGCACUCUUUGACUAGGGAUUUAGUGCUGCUUUAUUUAGUGUGUUUGAUAGCCAUAAUAAUGUUAAUUGUUAGAUUGUAUAAUAUGGUGGCACCUAAGUAAUAUAUAAGAAAAUAUUAUAGGCUGCGUAAAAAGGGGUGCACAAAUUGAAAAAAGGUAAAGACUCAAAUCAUCUGGAGCUUAUCUCCUAGAUCAGGAUGUUGUAAAGACACUUGUAAAUUUUUGGGACCUGAAAAAAAGAAAAAUUAUUAAACUGCACAUAACAUGUCAAAAAUGUACCCUAUUAAGUCUACUUAGAAGUUUAUACAUACAAAGUUCAGUUAGCAAUUGGUUGUAGAAUUUAGUUUUAUCUGAAGACAAACUACUGUAGCACUGUCAGUAGGGUGUUUUGGUUUUUUUGUCGUCCCCCCCAAAAUUUUUCAGAAUAAAAACAUGUACAGAUGUUUUUUCCUAUUGACAACCCCUGCCCAUAUUAUGGACGUCAUAGAAGGGGGUGCUCAGGACUAAGGUAAUAGUUUUUGCUCUGCUGAAUCCGUCCUGUCCCUGUACUACCUGCUCAGUUAUGGAUUUUGGUGACUGGCAUGCAGUACUACAUUACACCUGCAGGGUGGCUGCAGGUGUAAUGUAUGGCUUGCUGCGGCCUCCUCGGAAGAUGACCGCUUCUCACCAAGUCUUGAUGUUGUGUUUUUUUGUAAAUUGAUGUAAAACUACUGUCUGACCUGUAUAUUCUUUCUUGUCAAGAGAAUGGUUUAAUUUAUAAACUGGAGAUUGUUAUGUAGAAUAAUAUUUUGGAGUUUAUGCUAAUAUAAGGUAAGGGGGGUAUAUUUUGUCAAAGCAUAUAUUAAUUUAAGAAAAUUUCUUUAUGUUAUUGUGGCAGCACUAUUGAAAAAAAUGUAAAAUGUUCAUAAAGCUCAAAUUUGAGGCACUGAGCUCUACAUUGCUUGCCUAUUUUAUGUCUGUUACCUUCCACAAUAUGUUUUUAUUGCCAAAGAUGGGAAGGAUCCCUGUUAGGCUAAGUUUCCACUUGUUUUUUUUUUCUGGCAGUUUUUGGAAUACUGCCACUGCAAUUUUUGAGCCAAAGCCAGAAGUGGAUUCAAAAGGAAUAGGACAUAUAAAGGAAGGACUUAUACUUCUCCUCCCUUAUGGAUCCACUUCUGACUUUGGCUCAAAAACUGCAGUGGCAGAUAUCCAAAAAAUGCAAGAAAAACACCAAGUGGAAACUUAGCCUUAGGGAUAAGGAUAUUGCACACAAUAAGCCUUUAUUAUGUUUGAUAGCUCUGCUCAGUUGCACAUGUUGACAAUAACAAGGCUUUUAUCAGAAUUCAGCAUUAUAACUGAAGAUCAAAUGUCUUUGUAUAAGGUUAUUUUAUAUUCCAGAAUCCUCUACAUUUUUUGUGGAUUUGGUCUUCUUUUAGUAUAUAGAGUGAAAUAGACUUUUCUUUGUAUAUAUACCUAUAUAGUCACAGUCUACUUUCUAAAGCCCUUUUAAUAAUUGGAAGUGGAGCACAUACCUAUAUAGUCACAGUCUACUUUCUAAAGCCCUUUUAAUAAUUGGAAGUGGAGCACAUACCUAUAUAGUCACAGUCUACUUUCUAAAGCCCUUUAAUAAUUGGAAGUGGAGCACAUACCUAUAUAGUCACAGUUUACUUUCUAUAGCCCUUUAAUAAUCGGAAGUGGAGCACAUAUUGAUCAGCCCAUAGACAUCAGAAAUUAAUUGACAAAUAAUGGUAAACUAGGGUGCCAUGCGUGCCCAAGUGGAGAAGUUUGCAAAAUGUGCAUCAGAAAGCAGUGGCAUACCCUCAAUUUCUGCCAUAUAUUCUAUUUGAUUUUACCUGGCUGGUUCUCCUGUUUCCUCUUAGUAUAGGUAUCUGGCAGCCAUUCGUCUCCCCUGCUUCUUAUGACAAUAAUCAUUCAUACCUAUUUCUUCCUACAUUUUCCCAAAGGCAAGAUCCUAUGUUCCGCAUUAGCACUUUAUUCUAGUAGACGUAAAUGAUAAUACACUACAGAGCAAUAUAAUGGUGUACUGGUUUUGUUGCCCGUAUAUACCUACGGUUUCUACAUGACUUUUUUCCUGCUGGUCUAUUUCUUAAAUGCACCCCCAUAGAAAAAUCAUCUACAGUUCUAAUGCUGAAUUGUACAUGUAUUGUAGGCCACGUAGCUAGAAUUGUGAAUGAUAUACACUUUCUAAUAAAAACAAAGACCUGUCUCUACUCUUGACAUGUGUUUUCAUAAUGUAGUAACAAUUUAGGAGCAAUUUCGGAGUAAUUUUCCUAACUCUGCAUUGUGAGGUUUCUUGUUAUUCAUUUUGGAAAUGUAUCAAUACAUUUACAACUUGGUAUUAUUAUUCCCAUUGUCUAGGGGCGAUGUUCCCACACGCUGCAAUUAGAGAUGAGCGAACUUACAGUAAAUUUGAUUCGUCACAAACUUCUCGGCUCGGCGGUUGCUGACUUUUCCUGCACUAAUUUAUGCAGGAUAAGUCAUCAACUGCCGAGCCGAGAAGUUCGUGACGAAUCGAAUUUACUGUAAGUUCGCUCAUCUCUAGUUGCAAUACUGACUGGUUCCGAAUCAGAUGUUCAAGGACAGACCCUUAACUAGAAACUCCCAGUUGUCAAUGUAUUCAUACAUUUCUAGUAGAAAUUACAAAGUAAUGGCUUGACACAGAGUUUUUCGAUAAAAUGUUCCACAAUUGUUAUUUCAUUAAGUUUUUGCCAAAAAAGAGGCAUCAAGAGUAGUGACUUAAAGAUCACAUUGGUGGAAGCAAUGCAGAUGUAAAGUACUCAUAUUUGGGUUUGGAACUCUUAACUGCAGCAGGUGGAAACUUUUGUCUACAUCUCUAUGGUAUAUAACCACUUUACAUACCCAGAAUGUUUGAAGUAAUGGAGGUGCCAGUAAGGCUUGGGUCACACACGGCAGCUUUUGAGCCAAAGCCAAGGGUGGAUUUAAAUGGAAUGGGAAAUAUAAAGGAAGGACUUCUUCCUGCUGGAUCCCCUUCUGGCUUUGGCUCAAAAACUGCUGUGACAGUGUGUGACUCCAGUCCUCUUUUAGUCUUUUCAAUAGAUUUCAUAUUGUGAGAAGUCAUGUGUAUGGCAAGGUUGGUAUGUGUGGGUCCCCUUUCCUGCAGGCUCUUGAUUUCCUUGUUUACUAUGAAGCACUUUUUAAGCCACAUUAUUAGCACUACUUUUGUUGUAAAUACGGUUUCAAAGUUUGUUGGAUUCCAGAUAAAUAAUGUAACUAUUUAUUGUUAAUAAAGAACUACAAGGA